AUGACAUUCCACAAUAAUAGUGUGAUUAUACUGGAACUAGCCUACUAUUUCUCAUCUACUCUUCUUUCUGUUGCACUUUUCUUUCAUGCAAAACUAAUUCUUUUUCAACAUCAUUCAACCCCCACUCCCUUAUCAACCACACAAUUGCCAUGGACACCAACCAACAAAAUUUGAAGAAGAAAAACAUGUCUGUUAAGCUAGUAGCCCGAGGCGCCGGAGGAGGAGGUGGUGCUGGCCUUGCCGGAAUGGUUUUGCUAGGCGGAGCGCUGGCACUUGUCACAACAUUUGCAUUUAAAAGAAAACAAAAAUCGGAGAAAAAUAAGCAGGAGGAUUCAUUGAAGAAGUGCAUAGUGAAGCAGGAUCAUGAAAUUUUAGGAGGUGAAGGCCUUUCUUUUCUUGUUCAAGAUUCUCUGUCACCUCAUGCUGAUAAUCAACAGGAUCAUUCUGCCAGCAGUGGGACAGUAGCCACUCAAGACGAAGUCUGCAGAAAGAUUUUGUUGGAUGAGAACAAAGAAAUUAUUGUUGGAAACGAUGAAGAGGUGGAUAAUGAGGAAAAGGCUAGGGAUGGCGCCUCUGGCGAUGAAUCCAGUAUCAGUAAAGAGGAAUUUCUGGUUCCGGUUGAUGGUAGCUUGCUGCUCCUGAAGCCAGAGGAGGUAAAUGAGAAGAAUGAGUCACCAGAGGAAGUUGAUGAAGAAACAAUGACAGCUGAUUGCAAUCAGGUAGCUGAUGCAAAUAAUGAUUGGCAAGUUCAACAAAGAAUUGAAGGAAAUAACCAAGAACAGGUUAAGGCAUCUCAUGCCACUGAUCAGCUUGGAUUAGAUGAAAAAGCACGUAAGCAAGAGGAAGAAUGUGAUGGUAAUGGAAUGACUAUAAUUGAUAGAGGGGAAAUACUUGUUGAGGGAGGUCAGACUAAUCAACCUGUAGGAAUUUAUGAUGACUCUCAUAAGCUUGAUGAUGAAUGUGAUGGAAAUGGAGAGAGUAUCCUCGAGGAAAGGGAAGAACCAGUUGAAGCAGCUGUGGUGGAUCAGGCCAGACCAGAUGACAAACUACAUAUGAGAGGGGAAGAAUGUGAUGAUGAUGCUGGGAUCAUUACUGAGAAACAUGAAGAAUUGGUAGGGGAAGUUGUUGCUGCAGAUGAGAUAAUUUUGAGUGAAGAAUUAGAGGUCACCGCCAUGUAUGGAGAUCAAGACACUCUCUGUUCUGCUGGUACAGUACUCAUGGAAAAUAAAAUUGAAACUUGUGAUUCAAAAGAACCAGAAUUGCUGCUGCCACUGACAGACAGUUCAUCAGUCAUAAAACCUGGAGAUAAUGACCUUUCCGAGGACCAUUUAGUCGUCGAAGAUACAAAGAUAUUGAGAGGAGAUGAUGCGAAUGAGGCAGCAGUUCAAGAAGAUGAGAGCCAAGUAAAAGAUAAGGAACAAACAGAAUUGGUUGAAGCAAAUGGAGACAACAAAGAAUACUACAAGAUUUGCAAAGAAAACGGCAAUGAUAUAUCUGAGGAAGCAGAUGAGAUUUCAGUAGAAAAUGACCAACAAAUGCAACCAGGGGAGGAAUUUCAAAAGAUCCACAUCAUUGAAAAUGAGGAGAAGUAUGAUUCUGGUAAUUUUUUACCAGAGAUCAAUUCAUUUCAACAUAAUGGCUUCGAAGUACCAGAAUUCUCCUUCCCACCCCUUGACAGCCCAUCUCUUUCCAAACCUGAAAAUUUUCACAAGUAUGAUUCCGCAGAAACAACUCUACACGUGGGAGUCAUUAACCCUGUGGAAAAAGAUGGAUUAGCUGAGGAAGCCUUUGCUUGCCAGAUGAUGUUAGAAAACAAGUCCACAGCUAAGUCUGCACAAAAUGAUGAAACACAGAUCUGUGAUGACGGCGGUGACAAUGCUGCUGCCAAAGAAGAAGAAACACUUAACACGAGUCUUGUGGAUACUGCUCAGCCAACAAACUUAAGUGAAGAAGAAGAUAAUAAUGAUGACAGCAAAGAAGUGGAAGCAGUUGAGAUAACCCAAAGAGAGAACUUUGAAGUAGAAAACAAUCUGCACUUGCCACAGAAAGAUCUUGACUAUGAUAAUGAUAAUAUUGGCGGAAAAGAAACUGAAAAUGACGAAGGUGUGGAAGAUGAUUAUGAUGAAGAAGAAGAAGACAUUGACAAUAACACAGAAGAGGACGAUGUUGAGGAAAGUUCAGAAACAACAGGAGACUCCUCCCUGGACUCCACCGCAGAGGCUAUCUGGCCAGAUGAGUCGGAGCUAGAAUUUUCACAGAAAGUAAGAGAUAUGCAGGGUAAUAAGCAGCAGGACUUGAAGGAAAUUGAAGAGGAAGAUAGUGAUAGUUAUGUCAAGUUCAACAGCCAUAAGCUAGAAGAUGACGACAGAGACGGUUCUGAGAUGGCUUAUACAGGUAAGUUAUCAGCAGACACAGCAACACUAAAGCAGCCAACAAAUUUUUUCAACCUGAAGUUUUGGUUUCUGGCAUUACUGGUGCCGUUUCUGCUCCUACUCUUGCUUUCCACAUCUCAACUGAGCCACUUCGCUUCCUUCGAAUAUCAUCUGGAGUGAAUAGCUUUUGAUUUUUCAUCAGCUUAAAGAACAAUGAGCUAUUCUUUUAUAUGUACAAGUCGAAUCAAUAAUAUAACCGAGGUCGAGGUCGUUUAUCCGUAAA
Daucus carota subsp. sativus is the source of this 2655-nucleotide messenger RNA. RefSeq lists its product as uncharacterized. Bases 150 to 2552 code for a protein of 800 amino acids. Lineage: Eukaryota; Viridiplantae; Streptophyta; Magnoliopsida; Apiales; Apiaceae. The record is from RefSeq and is a predicted model, not a curated record. The transcript has 3 exons.